GUCUCUGGUGUGUGUAGGUGAUGCUGGAUAGCGGUGUGUGUAUUGUGUAAUCUCAGUGUGUUGUCUCUGGUGUGUGUAGGUGAUGCUGGAUAGCGGUGUGUGUAUUGUGUAAUCUCAGUGUGUGUUGUCUGGUGUGUGUGUAGGUGAUGCUGGAUAGCGGUGUGUGUAUUGUGUAAUCUCAGUGUGUUGUCUCUGGUGUGUGUAGGUGAUGCUGGAUAGUGGUGUGUGUAUUGUGUAAUCUCAGUGUGUUGUCUGGUGUGUGUAGGUGAUGCUGGAUAGCGGUGUGUGUAUUGUGUAAUCUCAGUGUGUUGUCUCUGGUGUGUGUAGGUGAUGCUGGAUAGCGGUGUGUGUAUUGUGUAAUCUCAGUGUGUUGUCUGGUGUGUGUAGGUGAUGCUGAAUAGCGGUGUGUGUAUUGUGUAUUCUCAGUGUGUUGUCUCUGGUGUGUGUAGGUGAUGCUGGAUAGCGGUGUGUGUAUUGUGUAAUCUCAGUGUGUUGUCUGGUGUGUGUAGGUGAUGCUGGAUAGCGGUGUGUGUAUUGUGUAAUCUCAGUGUGUUGUCUCUGGUGUGUGUAGGUGAUGCUGGAUAGCGGUGUGUGUAUUGUGUAAUCUCAGUGUGUUGUCUCUGAUGUGUAUUGUGUGUGUAGGUGAUGCUGGAUAGCGGUGUGUGUAUUGUGUAAUCUCAGUGUGUUGUCUGGUGUGUGUAGGUGAUGCUGGAUAGCGGUGUGUGUAUUGUGUAAUCUCAGUGUGUUGUCUGGUGUGUGUAGGUGAUGCUGGAUAGCGGUGUGUGUAUUGUGUAAUCUCAGUGUGUUGUCUCUGGUGUGUGUAGGUGAUGCUGGAUAGCGGUGUGUGUAUUGUGUAAUCUCAGUGUGUUGUCUGGUGUGUGUAGGUGAUGCUGGAUAGCGGUGUGUGUAUUGUGUAAUCUCAGUGUGUUGUCUGGUGUGUGUAGGUGAUGCUGGAUAGCGGUGUGUGUAUUGUGUAAUCUCAGUGUGUUGUCUGGUGUGUGUAGGUGAUGCUGGAUAGCGGUGUGUGUAUUGUGUAAUCUCAGUGUGUUGUCUGGUGUGUGUAGGUGAUGCUGGAUAGCGGUGUGUGUAUUGUGUAAUCUCAGUGUGUUGUCUGGUGUGUGUAGGUGAUGCUGGAUAGCGGUGUGUGUAUUGUGUAAUCUCAGUGUGUUGUCUGGUGUGUGUAGGUGAUGCUGGAUAGCGGUGUGUGUAUUGUGUAAUCUCAGUGUGUUGUCUCUGGUGUGUGUAGGUGAUGCUGGAACAGAUGCAGGGUCUGAUGCACCUGGAGUUGGCCGGUUGUAAUGACUUCACUGAGGCCGGUCUGUGGUCCAGCCUGAACGCACGGCUCACCUCGCUCAGCGUCAGCGACUGUAUCAACGUAGCAGACGACGCCAUCGCUGCCAUCUCACAGCUACUGCCCAACCUGUCAGAGCUCAGCCUGCAGGCCUACCACGUAACCGACACAGCCAUGGCUUACUUCACAGCCAAACAGGGCUACACCACUCACACGCUGCGUCUCCACUCGUGUUGGGAGAUCACCAACCAUGGUGUGGUUAACAUGGUCCACAGCCUGCCCAACCUCACGGCUCUGAGCCUGUCAGGCUGCUCUAAAAUCACUGAUGACGGGGUGGAGCUAGUAGCAGAGAACCUGAGGAAGCUGCGGAGCCUGGACCUCUCCUGGUGCCCACGCAUCACAGACAUGGCCCUGGAGUACAUCGCCUGUGACCUCCACAAACUAGAGGAGCUGGUACUGGACAGAUGUGUGAGGAUUACAGAUACAGGUCUAGGUUACCUGUCCACCAUGUCUUCUUUGAGGAGUCUCUACCUGCGCUGGUGCUGUCAGGUGCAGGACUUUGGGCUACAGCACCUGUUUGGCAUGAGGAGUCUACGUCUUCUCUCUCUUGCAGGUUGUCCACUCCUAACCACUACAGGUCUAUCUGGUUUGAUCCAGAUCCAGGAUCUAGAGGAGUUGGAGUUGACCAACUGUCCUGGCGCCACAGCCGAACUCUUCAAGUACUACUCACAACACCUGACACGCUGCAUGGUCAUCGAGUAG
Messenger RNA from Oncorhynchus keta (chum salmon), 2053 nucleotides. Its product is annotated as F-box/LRR-repeat protein 16-like. NCBI's taxonomy places the organism in Eukaryota, Metazoa, Chordata, Actinopteri, Salmoniformes, Salmonidae. Gene Ontology annotation, cellular component: SCF ubiquitin ligase complex. Gene Ontology annotation, biological process: SCF-dependent proteasomal ubiquitin-dependent protein catabolic process. The record is from RefSeq and is a predicted model, not a curated record. Gene Ontology annotation, molecular function: protein binding.